This is a messenger RNA of Coregonus sp. 'balchen', 13361 nucleotides long. The record is from the annotation of a GenBank genome assembly. Lineage: Eukaryota; Metazoa; Chordata; Actinopteri; Salmoniformes; Salmonidae.
AUGCUGUCGACAAGACCGGAGUUCUACAACGCUCCAUGGAGUUCGUGUCCUUUUGUUACAUUUGGAAAUAUAAUGCAAAAAAACUAAUGCAACUUCUCAAGUCUCUUCUCACAUGCAAUGGAGCUCAAUGAAUCCCUAGUAUAUUAUUUUUGUAUCUACUUUUUUCCUCCCCUUCUCUUGUCCUCCAGGCUUGAUCGUCUUUUCAUCUUGCUUGACACUGGAACUACUCCGGUGACGAGGAAGGCUGCUGCCCAACAGCUGGGAGAUGUGGUCAAACUACAUCCACAUGAGCUCAACAACCUGUUGUCGAAGGUAAGUCUGGGCUUGCUGUCUUCCUCAUGAGUGCCCACAGUCAGGUCCCUAUCUACAUCAGGGUUGUAUACAUUGGGCACUAAAAAGAAGAAUAGACUGAAAUAGGGAGGGACUACUUGAACUUGUCUGAGAAAUGUUUGUUUUCGUUUUACUACAGCGUGUGCUAAUGAAUACGAUCCAGGGAGUCCACACUGUUGUCAGCUCCCUACCCCCCUGCCUAUAGUGCUGCCAAAAGGGCAUCCAUACUUUAACCACCCAUACAGAUUUGCAAACCCCUCUUUACCUUGUCUGGAAAAAUUUAAAUGGAGGCCCAUAAAGGUCAUAGACUGCUGAAUAGCCCACUGUCUUCGUUUCCUUCGUGGCAUGUUGAGGUGAUUAUUAAACCAGUGGAACCUUUGAACUGGAAUAGUGCAUAAGUUCCCACAAUCUGAUCUGAUGCAUUUGAAUGAGAUGUGUUACAUCCUACGAGUCUUGUGUUUUCUUGCUCACCCAUAACCUACAGGUGUUGACGUACCUGAGAAGUCCAAACUGGGACACGCGUAUCGCUGCGGGUCAGGCAGUGGAGGCCAUUGUGAAGAAUAUCCCAGAGUGGAACCCGUCACCCAAGCCCAAACAAGGUGAACCAACCUUAACCUGCCAUGUUAUUCACAGCCAAGUGCCUCUGUUUUGUUACACACCUGACAGUAGGGAACAAAUAAAGCCAUAACGUUCCAUUACUCACAGGAUUAGGAUUUAAAUAACCUUUGUGAAACAUGUGCCAUGGCCUCUAUAGCUUUGUUUUAGCCACCAGGAAUCAGUUUAAUGAGUAGGUAUAUGUGAACACACUAGCAAAUGUUUGCCCUAGGUGUUAUACAACUGAUGUCAGAGCUGCUCUUAAGUAACCAUUGACAGUAGGUGAUGAGGUAUUUGAAUGUGUAGGCUUAUGUUCUCACAUGGAAAUGAAACACUUAACAUUUCAUCAGCAUUCACCACUCAUUAUACAAAGCUCUGACGAAGGCUGUGAGGGUGAUAUGUAAAUUUAAAUAAACAAGUGAUACCGGCAAGUGCAGUGUGCAGGUUUCUCCUUUUCUUGAUCUAAUAUUUCCCACUCAACAGUAAAAAGUGUGGGUCCCAUUCUGACUGUAAGAUUAGUCAGAACUUUAAACAACCUUAACUUUUGAAUGAUUUGAUGUUGUAUCUAACCGUGGUGCGGGGAUGCUUGUCGAUCUCUUCCAGAGUCGUGUGCAGACUUUUCCCCAGAGGACUCCUACUCUGACCGGUUGAGUUUCUACCGAUUCGACAUCUCCCGCCUGCUCAAACAUGGUGCUUCUCUACUGGGUUCUGCCGGAGCUGAGUUUGAGGUCCAGGAUGACAAGUCCGGUAUGCAUCUGGUUUUUAACUCUUAACUCGUCCUACGAACACCUGGCUCAGUAAUGUGAGGCUCCUAAUAGGUUGGUUUGUCUGUUAUUAUCCAAUUAGAAGGAAUGUUUUGGGAGAAUCUGGUAUGUGACCAAAUUGAUAGGCUGUUUUCGUGCUCUUUUGUGAAACAACCUCACUGGGCAAGCUGCCAUAGCCUCGGAGAACAGGGCUUGGGGGUCACAAAGUCAAAUUGAUUCAUACAUGAUAUCCAAUUGAUUACUAUAAAUGCCAUUUAAAAUACUAUAAACAUGGACCAUCAAGCUAUUUCAUUCUCAAUUUAAGGACACUUGGGUAUCAAAAAUAAAUAUUUUUAAUAUCGCUUUAUCACAAUAAUAGAACAAAGAUAUGCCAAAUUUCAGUCUGAAGGAAGUAUGUUUUGGUGUGACUGAAAUGCAUCAAAGUUAUUGGAAAGUUCAGGGAUGAUCAUCAACAGGGCAUAUAAUUAACACCCGCCAAAUCCGGGUAGAUUUAGGUAUUGGCGGGUAAAGGCAUCCGCAUGCUUCCCAGCCGAAACAGUUCAGUAGAGUUUGUGCAUAUAUUAUGAAGACAUUUUGUGACGUUUUAGUUCGUUUUGGACUUCGGUGAGUUUUUUUUGUGGCUGUUUGGGCACACAUUUUUUCUGGAGGCAAGCCGAAGUUCGGAGUUGAAGUCUACGCCCCUUUGUCGGUGAUUGGUCAACAGUAGGGGUUCUUCUAAAAAGUAUUUGCCAUUCAACGAGGGAUGACUAGUUUUCAUGCUAAUUAAGACUAACUAAAUUAAUGACAGAUUUCUUGAGUUACUUCUGACUAUUUUCAGGAAGUGUAUACUGGCUACGGCGUCUCAAAAUGGACAAACAGUAUUAUUGCUGCUUUUUUCUCGUUUUUCAAGCGAAGGUCUUUUAAGGGAGUAUGCGAGGACACUCAUUUGGUUCGGCUAGGCACCAGCCGAACUUAAGCAUGCUGACACCUUAAGAAUGUCAAUUUCACCAGCCACGUAGGCGGGUGGUCAAUUUGCAGGGCUCUACAGUACAAGCAUUACAUUUGAAUUUGCAAAUAAAAAAUAAAGUAAAAAGUCAAGUAUGAGCACAUGUGCGAGUUGUGAUUUGUAGCUGUUUUCAAAGUAUUUCUGCCAUUUUGUUUCAUAGCUGCUAAUUGCACAACGAAAUACGAAUCUAUAUCCCACCUCGUGCAGCAACACUGCCUGGCCUGGGGAGCUUUGUGCGCUCUGCUUAUAUUCAUUUUUGGAGGUGCUGUGUACCGGCAUAAAUGUUGGUCUAGUGUUUCUUGGUUAUUUACAUUGUUUUGUUCAAGGUCGGUUGUUUUUCAAUGUUAGUUUGAGUCUGGUGCUUCAAUUGAUGGCGAAGAAAUACUGUCUAUUGUCUACUACUAGUCAGAUCCAAAAUCUCACACAGACCCCACACUUAACAAGACUCGAGUGGCCCCAUUACCAUUGUAACCUCCUGCCCUUAAAGUGGCAGCUGAACAUUUUGGCUCAUCUGAUAUUUUGGUUGAAAGACUCGGGUCACGGCCUCCCAAGUGGGCAGCGGUCUAAGGCACCGCAUCGCAGAGCAAGCUGCGUUACUACAGAUCCUGGUUCGAUACCGGGCUGUGUCGCAGCCGGCCGCGACCGGGAGACCCAUUAGGUUUAGGGGAGGGUUUGGCCGGCCGGGAUGUCCUUGUCCCAUUGUGCUGUAGCGACUCCUGUGGCGGGCCGGGCACAUGCACGCUGACACGGUCGCCAGGUGUGCGGUGUUUCCUCCGACACGUUGUUGCGGCUGGCUUCUGGGUUAAGCGUGCAUUGUGUCAAGAAGCAGUGCGGCUUUUUCGGGGUUGUGUUUUGGAGGACGCACGGCUCGACCUUCGCCUCUCCCGAGUCCGUACAGGAGUUACAGCGAUGGGACAAGACUAACUACCAAUUGGGGAGUAAAGGGGGUAAAAAAGACUUGGGUCACAAAAAAUGAAAUGAAAUUCACCAAUAUCUCAUUACUUCUUACUAAAACAUUUUUUGUUUUAGAAACAUUAAGCAUGGUCAUCUUGUUUUUUUUGUUGGUUGGGGGAGGGUUUGAUGUAAUUACAGCAAAACAAAUAUUUUGGCUGGUUAAAUCUAAGUGGCUGGUGGACCAAGACGUUUGUUUGAUCGGGGCCAAUGAAGUUGCUGAGAGACGCAUGCAAUGACUAUGCCUGCUGUAGGGUGUCAGGAUUUAGUUUCAAUGUUGCAUCAUCUGCAUUCUGAAUCUCACUUUUGCGUCGCUCGGCCCUUGGUGUCAGUGACCACAGUUCAGAGCACGGCUGGGUCCCAAAUGGCACCAUACACUGUUGUCCCUAUAAAGUCACUUUUUGGAUCAGGGCCCAUUUAUUUUUUAUUUUUAAUCGCUAAGUUCAUUUAGAGGCAAGUUAUCUAAACUUGUUAUCAUGGUUGAAUUACUGGCCGUGGGGCCCCGACUUGAUUUUGUUAGUCUCACUCAGAUAUCAUGUUAGAAACUACAAACUUUUCUCUACACCCCAUGGCAAAAUGUGUAGAAUUGCAUGAGAUUAUACACAUUUUAUCGGGGGGGUACCAGACCUGCGAGGAACUACGGCCCCUCAUGAGUUCAGAUUUUGUGGCCCCCUUCAAAGUUGCCCAUCCCUGCCCUAAGGGCUGGUUUCAGGGACGUGCACAUUAGUCCUGGACCAAAACGCACUUUCAAUGGAGAUUCUGCAUUGAGAACCAUUUUUUCUUUCUCCAUUACUAGAGGCUUAAUCUGUGUCCAGGAAACCAGCCAUAUGUGUCCAUGUAUUCUCUACAUAAAUGAGUUUCUCCAUAGUUGGUAUUUUCUACAAGCUUCAUACCCCUUCUUUUUGCUCUCCCGUGCCAGGUGAAGUGGACCCUAAGGAGCGUCUCGCCCGCCAGAGGAAGCUGCUGCAGAGGAAGCUGGGACUGGACAUAGGUGCCGCAAUCGGCAUGGACACGAUGGAGCUUUUCAAUGAUGAGGACCUGGACACCCAGUACAUCUGCACGCCCAGUGGCCCUAAGGCCCAGGGACAGGGAGGGAAGGGCUCUGGACCCUGCUCCAGCUCCCAUAACCACGUGGUGAGUCAGUCACACUACCUCCAUUUCCAACUCUCCUUUAGGCUGUUACUGUACGUUGAGCUCCAAGGCUGUCAUUGAGUCAGUAAUUUAGUUCAAUUUUGAACAGCAUCCUACAAAGCUUAACACCGAGGGUCGUGUUCAUUAGGCCAUGCUACGAAAAAUGUUCUGGAACAUUUUGCAUCGGAAAACGAAAAAUUAGUUUCUUAUUGGAUUAGUCCAGGUAGUCCCUCCCUGUUUCACUCUGUUUCAAAGCCUUUUCUAACAACUGAACUCCACCCAGGUAGCAACAAGUGCAGGCUACUAUCCUUGGUUAAUUUGGUCACAACCGUGGCAGACAGUGUGUGAGGCUUAGAAGCUUGGUGCUUCUUUCAGCACCUCAAAGCGUUGCCAGGUAUAUUUUGGACCCUUCAGUCAAAACCUGGCUAUGCGUAACCAAACUUGGACAGAGGAGGCAUGAUGUAACUUGUCCAACCAUGACCGGGACGUCUGGUAAGAAGACCUUGGUGUAGGUCUUGACAUAACAUGCUUUGAAAACGUUACUAGCUGUCAAAUCUUUGCUUCCGCAAUCCUUGUUUCCUCAAUGCCUCUCAAAGAUCAUUGGAGGAGAGGCUAAAGGUCCCUCAGAAAAUUGAGGAAGGCAUUGAGGAAACAAGGACUGAGGAAGCAAGGACUUGAUAGCUAGUAAUGUUUUCAGACACGGCCAUAGUCUGGGGACUAACAUCAGAUAGGCUUGCUUUCUGCAAUCUUCUCUCAUGGAAAGAUGUCAAUCUGAGUUGGAGUGCAGGAAACCUAGGGGUGGUGCGAAGUGUCAUAACUAUUUCUGUGUCUAUCCUAAUGAUCAACUAGACCAGAUGCAAAGCCAAGAUGGCAUAGUUCCCGGUCCACCCCACUUAUCUGACCUGCACCUUUCAGCGUGCAUGUGCCGUCUUCACUUUAGGAUGUGAUCUGUGCAAGUUGUGUUCAUAUCUUUGUCGCUGUUAGAAGGAAACAACAACAUGCUCUCUGUCUGAGGAACUGUCUCUUUGGUCAGAGAAAUGAAUGAAAUAAGUUAACAAUUGUUUUGUUCGAUCACUAGAAACUAAUGUUCAAUUGUAAUUGUUCCACUUUCAGCCCAUGCAGGCGGCAGAGAUAAUAGACGCAGAGUUUCGACCAGGCAUGAGCAACCGACAGAAGAACAAGGCUAAGAGGAUGGCCAAGCUAGUGGCAAAGCAACGAUCCAAAGACAUGGAUCCCAACGAGAGAAGGUAUGCCCUAUUUCUUCCAAAGCUUUUUAGACAGGUCGUGUUCAUUACGCAACAAACUGAACAAAUCAUUUUGAAACUGAGUGGAAAGUGGAGGCACUGUCUGUACAUGUCCAAUAAGAGAUGCUCAUUUACGUUUUCUGCUACAAAACUCUUUGCUACGUUUGCCCUAAUGAACAUAACCCAGGUCUUUCUGUCUUUGGUUUCCAUCUGCAUUGUAUAAUGUAGGCGAUGGGGUCUUUCUGAAUUGGAUGACCUGAGUUUGGAAAUCAAAUCACAGAUAAAUAUUAUUAUUAUUUCUGUAGUAAUGACAGUUUUGAGGGGGAGCCUGAGGAGAAGCGCAGGAAAACUACCAACGUAGUCAUCGACCAACCGGCAACGGAGCAUAAAGUCUUAAUCGAUAAUGUUCCAGACAACUCCAGUCUCUUAGAAGAGGUAAGAAAUGGGUCACCAAGGAUAAAGCUCUUUAUAAAGAAUACGAUCAAAGUCAACCAUUUUACACAGAACUUGAGAAUCAAUUUACUCGGCGUCUGGAGAAAGACGGUAUAGUUCAACUGUUAUAAAAUCUGUGUCUUUGUCCAAACGUUGAACAGUUCUGAUUCAUCUUGUGCUUUAUUUCCAGACCCAGGAGUGGCCCCUGGAGAGCUUUUGUGAUGAGCUCUGUAAUGACCUAUUCAACCCCUCAUGGGAGGUAAUGACCUUCCUAUUCCUAGCAGACCCGUUCAAGUAAUCUGUAAUCCUACAGCGCUUAAUGUAGUUGUCCUAUAAGGAUCCAUUGUAUAACACAUAACAGGCAGCAUAUAGACUGACACUGAUCUAUGAAACUACUAGUGCUCUGAUUAUGUGUUCAGAUUCGUCACGGUGCAGGCACAGGCCUCAGGGAGAUCCUCAAGUCUCAAGGUGCUGGAGGAGGGAAGCUGGUGGAAUGCACUGCAGAACAGGUACUGUAUCUGACUCUUCUCUCUAUGCCAGGGUUUCCCCAAACUCUGUGCUAGGGCACCCUCUGGGUGCACUUUUAGAUUUUUUUCCCCCCUAGCACUACACAGUGGAUUUAAAUAAUCAAAGCUUGAUAGUGAGUUGGUUAUUUGAAAUGGCUGUGUCGUGUUAGGUCAAAAAACAAAACGUGCACCCAGGUGGGGCCCCAGGACCGAGUUUGGGAAACACUGCUCUAUGCAACCUGCAAACAUGAAUAGUUCAGUUUACCUCUAAUCGAUAUGACCACAAUAUGUCUGACCUUUGACCUUUCCCAGAUGGCGCGGCAGCACCAGGAGUGGCUGGAGGAUGUGGUUAUACGGCUGCUCUGUGUGUUUGCUCUGGACCGUUUUGGAGACUUUGUCUCUGAUGAGGUGUGUCUUGUAUCAUACCAUGCAAUUGAGUGGGAUGGUUGAAUUCAAUUUAAUAUGACUGUUAUUUACUCCCUCUGGGGUAAGGUUGCAAAAUUCAGAAAGAUUUAUCAAAUGCCAGUUUACAGAAUUUUGUUACCCUACCUACAGGCACUUGAGUCAGGUGUUGCUGUAUGUCUAACAUGCUGUCUCUCUCCUUUCUGGGCAGGUGGUGGCUCCGGUCAGAGAGACUUGUGCCCAGACACUGGGCGUGGCCUUGCGCCAUAUGAAUGACAGCGGCGUUGCCAUGACUGUUGACAUCUUGCUGAAGCUGCUGACGGAGGACCAGUGGGAGGUCCGGCACGGAGGUCUUCUGGGCAUCAAGUAUGCCCUGGCUGUCCGACAGGUACCAAUAACCUCCUGUCCUGUCUGCUUGUGUCUGAUGCCCAUCAUGGAUGAUGUGUGUUAUCCAGUGUAAGGCAGUAAAACAAGCGUUUUAUACAUGUAUAGACUGGACUCUCUUUUUGUUUUUUCUCUUGCACUCUUAACUCUCUUUUAUAUAUUUCUGUCUUAUGCCCCCUCUCUUGUUCUUUUUCUUUCCCUCUCUCUUUCUCCCGCUCAGGACCUGAUCUCCGCUCUGCUUCCGCGGGUGCUCCCUGCCAUCACAGAGGGGCUGCAGGACCUGGAUGAUGAUGUCAGAGCGGUGGCAGCCGAGGCCCUCAUCCCUGUGGUGGACAGCUUAGUACAGCUACUCCCCAACAAGGUCAGACUGGAACACCUCUCCACGUCUGGUCACCUUAACUGCCCUUUAUCCUCUCUCCAACCUCACCCCUCACAUAGUCCUAUCCAUCUCAUGGCUUGCCGCCUUGGCAUUGUAUACUUCUUUAUGGCACUGUAGGGUUGUGUUUAGUAAGCACCAAAUGGCUACCUGGGCUUGUCCAGUAAGAAAUGCUCAUGUUUUCCGUUGCAUGCCCUAAUGGACACAACCCAGGUAGUUAAUUUGCUUUAUUUGUUUUUUCAGUACUGUGCUGACUAUAGCAGUUGUCUCUGUUGUAUAAUCAUGACCGCUGUGUUUUCUUUGUAUUGUUCAGGUCCCAUUCAUAGUGAACACCCUGUGGGACGCUCUCCUGGAGCUGGAUGACCUGACAGCCUCCACCAACAGCAUCAUGACCCUACUGUCCUCUCUGCUCACCUACCCCCAGGUCCGACAGUGCAGGUGAGUGACUAAUUUCCUGUCUGUAAAGAUAUAACCUCUUCUCCCACUUUAACAUGGAACAGUUGUCUUGUAAAGUCAAUGGUGUUUGAUAUGGCUGUGCAAUGUUCUCACCAGUGAUUAUUUUUUUUAUUUACUUUUGUUCAAGAAUAUGACAUCGUAGAAUGUUGUCUUAGUUUUUUUUUUGUCAUAGUACAUGCAAAUCACACUAGAUGUUUCAGAGGACAACUUGUGCAAGGGUUAACAGGCCCAACAAUGUUCUCUUUUGUCCCUCCAGCAUGCAGCAGUCCCUAACGGUCCUUGUCCCUCGGGUCUGGCCAUUCCUUAGACACACCAUAUCAUCAGUCAGACGGGCUGCACUAGAGACCCUCUUCACCCUACUAUCCAAAGCUGACCAGGUGGGUUUGUAAGGGAAAGGGAUGCCAAUGGCCCAAUCCUAAAUAGACCCCAUGCACUAGUCUAGAUCUGAGAGGAUUGGAUAGGUGUAAGCAAUAAGGCUAGGUGAAAGUUUCACCAUUUAUUGUUUAUACCAAUCAAAUCCUCUCAGAUUUCCACAAGUAGGAGUCGAUUUGAGAUUGAAUGAUUGAAAUGCUAAACUAUGACUACAACUGUGUUUAUACAAUUUGGCUGAUUUCAUCACUGAAGUCUUUUUUGUGGUGUUCCAGAGCUGUGCACUAUGGCUCAACCAGGUCCUGCAAGACAUGCUCCGACACAUCUUCCAGUCCUGCAUCCUGGAGAGCAAUCAGGAGAUCCUGGACCUCAUCCAAAAGGUUUGUUUGUCUCACUCUCACACACACACACACACACACACACUAUCAAGGAGGUCAUAUAUCCUGGCUGAUACAGUACAAUGGUGCUAGAGGGGAUGGCUGCUGUUUUACGUGCUCCUAACCAACUGAGCUAAUUUGUGUGUUUUUUCACAUUGUUUGUAACGUAUUUUGUACAUAAUGUUGCUGCUACCGAAAAGAGCUUCUGGAUAUCAGAACGGCGAUUACUCACCUCAACUGGACAACGAUUAUUUUCUUUAAUGAGUCCGACGCAAAGGAUAUACUGCUUCUCAGAGACCAGGCCCAAAUCCCUGUCAUUCGCGUGAAGACUUAAAGAAAUGGGCCGGAGAUCAGGGUGCCUUGUUCAAAUUCGUUGGCGAGUGGGUAACCCACCUCUACCAUCCGUUCUAUUGGCCAACGUGCAAUCAAUGGAAAAUAAACUGGAUGAUCUCCGUUCGACUAUCCUACCAACGGGACAUUCAACUGUAAUAUCUUAUGUUUCACUGAGUCGUGGCUGAACGACGACACAGAGAAUAUACACUAUUGUUCAAAAGUUUGGGGUCACUUAGAAAUGUCCUUGUUUUCGAAAGAAAAGCAAUUUAUUUUGUCCAAUAAAAUAGAUCAGAAAUACAGUAUAGACAUUGUUAAUGUUGUAAAUGGCUAUUGUAGCUGGAAACAGCUGAUUUUUAAUGGCAUAUCUACAUAGGCGUACAGAGGCCCAUUAUCAGCAACCAUCAGUCCUGUGUUCCAAUGGCACGUUGUGUUUGCUAAUCCAAGUUUAUCAUUUUAAAAGGCUAAUUGAUCAUUAGAAAAACCUUUUGCAAUUAUGUUAGCACAGCUGAAAACUGUUGUGCUGAUUUAAAUAAGCAAUAAAACUGGCCUUCUUGAGACUAGUUGAGUAUCUGGAGCGUCGGCAAUUGUGGGUUCGAUUACAGGCUCAAAAUGGCCAGAAACAAAUAACUUUCUUCUGAAACUCGUCAGUCUAUUCUUGUUCUGAGAAAUGAAGGCUAUUCCAUGCGAGAAAUUGCCAAGAAACUGAAGAUCUCGUACAACGCUGUGUACUACUCCCUUCACAGAACAGCGCAAACUGGCUCUAACCAGAAUAGAAAGAGGAGUGGGAGGCCCCGAUGCACAACUGAGCAAGAGGACAAAUACAUUAGUGUCUAGUUUGAGAAACAGACACCUCACAGGUCCUCAACUGGCAGCUUCAUUAAAUAGUACCCGCAAAACACCAGUCUCAACGUCAACAGUGAAGAGGCGACUCCGGGAUGCUGACCUUCUAGGCAGAGUUGCAAAGAAAAAGCCAUAUCUCAGACUGCCCAUCUUAAUCUUUUAUUUUUAUUGGCCAGUCUGAGACAUGGCUUUUUCUUUGCAACUCUGCCUAGAAGGUCAGCAUCCCGGAGUCGCCUCUUCAGUAUUUUUGUUUUGACAUUGCUGCUACUCACUGUUUAUUAUCAAUGCAUAGUGACUUUACCCCUACCUACAUGUACAAAUUACCUCGACUAACCUGUACCCCAGCACGUUGACUCGGUACCGGUACUCCCUGGAUAUAGCUUAUUUUAUUGCGUAACUUUUUUAAAUUUAUUUUUUACUUUAGUUUAUUCAGUAAAUCUUUUCUUAACCAACAAUGCAGUUCAAGAAAUAGUUACGGGCUUGUAAGUAAGCAUUUCACGGUAAGGUCUACACCUGUUGUAUUUGGCACAUGUGACAUGUUUUUUAAUUAAUGUCUUCUAGGUGUGGACAGAGCUGCUGCGCCAGGCCCCUCAGCAUUACGUGGUGGCAGCCAGCUGUCCCUGGAUGGGCGCCUGGCUCUGCCUGAUGAUGCAAGCCUCUCACAUCCCCAUAGACAUCAACAUGCUGCUGGAAGUCAAGGCUCGCUGCAAGGUGAGAGGGUGGUUACUAAAUUAGGACUGAUUGGUACAUCAGUUACAGAUUGUUGUAUUCUCAAGUGCCCCUGUACUAAUGUUACACAGGGCUUCAUUAUGGGAUAGGUUUAUGUAUUUUCUCUGGUAUGAUGCUGUUAUCCAGUUGUCUAAGGUCAGGCUCAUUAGGGCACAUUCACAUUUUUGCUAAAUGUUUUGCAACGGAAAACAUUUUGUUUCUUAUUGGACAACCUUAGAUGGUACCCGUCUGUUCCGGACAGUUAUUUUCCGUUUUGUGCCUACUGAACGCUACCCAGUCUUUGAUGCAUGUGUUCUCUGAUUUGAUUUGACAGGAGAAGGCUGGGGGGAAGCCUCGCCAGGGAGCCUUGGUUCAGGUGAAGGAGACUGUUCAGGAGUAUAUCGCUGGGGCAGAAACUGUGACCGAGGACCCAAUGACGCGAGACUAUGUGGUGACACGGGCUCGCCUCAUGGCCGCAAAGUUAGUCCCUCUCUGUUUCUAUUACUCUGCGUCUAAUUUUGAUCCAUAGCGAUAAUGAAGAAAAAACAAUGGUGGAAUUGGGACUAUUGUUGGCAGCGGUUGGCUCCUGAGAGACUAAGAUUUAAAAACUCAUCGCAGCACUGUAUGGUUUCUGCAGCCAGCUGCUACUCUGGUUGGACAGUUAGUCAAGGCAAGAGCAACUCGGCAUCGUUGGGCUCUAAGCCUCAUAAGCCUUGUUCACACUACAGACCUUAAUACUCAAAUCAUUUUUAUUUUUUAUUUUUUAAAAUCUGUUUUGGAAUACUGACUGUCCAAACAGCAAGUUACAAGUGACCAAAUCGGAUUUGUGUGUGUUCAGACAGCAGUCAUUUGCUGACAUGGCUACGCUAGUUGUCAUAGUAACAACGGGUGUGUGCGAGGUGGUGAAGGCAGGUUGGUGGCGCUCAUGCUUCCUAUCGCUCAGAAGUUAUGUAGCAAGCUAACGUGACAUCAAUGCCUGCCACGGACGUUUCCCAGUUGCUUUGAAUGUUCAAAAUCAUAGGGUAAGAACACUUUUAAAGCCUCAGGAAAAGAUGAUCCAACUUUCAACACAAGUCCUUUUUGUCUAGCCACAGCAGUCGGCUAGCUAGGUAGCUAUUUAGCUUUCUAGCAUAUUCACUAAUUUAGUUUGUAAUCAAUUAACAAGCUAGAACCACUUGAGGGCAAAUAAAUCUUGACCAUUCAGACACGUCGCAUGGCCGGGAAUCAGACUUCAAACCACCUACGAAGGUGGUUUGACAUGUGGCUUAAAAUAUCAGAAUCCAUGUGCUUUUUGGCUGUUCAGACUGCAGGAAAAAUAAAAUAUUUGAAUCGGAUAUGUAAAGUGUGCUUUACUGCCUGGAGUCCUGGUAUGUUGAUACAAAUGUUUCACCCAUUCCAGGUCAUUGUCUUCCUCAUUUAACAAACCAGUAUGCAAACUGAAACUUGUAAAAAAAAGAAAUGCGAUGGUGGAAUUGCGACAAAUCCAGUUACAACAUUUGCAAUAAGUUAUUAUGAAUGCCUAACAAUUUUCAUUUUUUUCUCUUCAGAUUGUUGGGGGCCCUGUGUCGGUGUAUUUGCGACCCACAGGUCAACUCGUCCUCCCAGGACAUCCGGCCGGCUGAGUCGCUGGGCCAGUUGCUGCUUUUCCACCUCAACUCAAAGUCUGCCCUGCAGCGCAUCGCUGUGUCACUGGUACUUUGUGAGUGGGCCGCAGUGCAGAAGGUAGGACCUGAGUCUGUUUUUCGUUCGUACGUUUUUGUAAUCGUUUUAUUUGGAUAGGAGUUUUUCACCAUAAUGCUGUCAGGAUUUAUUUCAGAAAGGCUUUUAUGGCCGGGCUUCAAACAAACUCAUAUAACCUACCCGUGCAGGGCGAUUUACUAAUUUCAGCUUGAGCCAACAUCUCAAGGUGUGUGUAUGUAUAUCCAGCAUGAUAUCAGCAAACUGUUUCAUUGAAUCCUGGCCGAUUUGAAAUUAAACCGCCUUGCCCCCCCCCCCCUUCUCGCCUCAGGAGUGUCAGGUGGUGUCAGCCAUGGUCCAGCCUCGCCUCUUAGCUAUCCUGUCAGAGCAGCUGUACUACGAUGAGAUCGCCAUUCCCUUCACACGCAUGCAGAACGAGUGUAAGCAGCUCAUCUCCCUGCUGGCCGACGCUCAGAUCGACGUGCGCGACCGCCUCAACUGC